ACUUGAGUCAAACAAGUUACUUUCAUAUUGUCUCCAGGCCUCCUUUAUCUAAUUCUGUUUCCUCUAUCGGAUUGUGUUUACACAUAUACACUCCUUUACUUGCAUCCAUCUUAUAAUAAUCACCACCACCACCCCUCCCUCCUUCAUCGGCGAUAUACACAUAUUAUACACCCAACUUGUCCUCGCAACCUCGAGCACAUACAUUCGCCCAUACAAUUCACAUUUUAAACCCCUCAAGACCGACAAAAUGCCCCCCUACGGCCUCCUCGGCGCAACCUUCCUCAUCGCGCGCAUAAUCCAGAUGUGCAGCCUGAUCACGAUCAUCGGCCUGACAGCGAACUUCAUUUCAGAGAUCGUGUCCAACAACGCCACACCACCCGCCAUCUUCAUCGGCACGAUCACAGUUACAAGUAUAGCAGUAAUCUACGCCCUAAUAACGACAAUCCUCUACCACGACAACAUCCUCCCGUUCCUGGCGGCCGCCAUCCUCGACACACUAAUCCUAAUCGCCGUGAUCGUGGUGGCCGUGAUCCUAGGAAAGCCGCUGUCGUACCUGCAAUGCAGCAAGAUCGGAAGUAAUGGAGCCUGGAACGACUCGUCCUCGGCCUACACGUUCGCCACGCACCUGAGCAGCUAUCUCGACCAUUUGAACGGGAAGGUCGACUACACAAACUGGAUCGGGGCGACCAGGGCGGUGUGUUUGGAGGCUAAGUCGAUUUGGGGGCUGAGUAUUGCUUUGUGUAUCAUAUUCUUCAUCUCCGCGAUCUGUGGACUCGUUCUCUGGCGCCAGAAGAAGAAGGCGGCGGCGGCUGGGGUGGAGAAAUUGGAGGGGUAAUGAUUGUCCCUGGAGGAUGAUACUCAAUGAUUGGUAAUGUUGCUGCUGUUGUUGCAGCUGGAAAAGAUAAUGACGAUAGGUAAUGCUGCUGCUGCUGCUGCUGCUGCCACCUCUUUUAUGGAUUGUCGAAUCGCGUUCUGCCUCUCCCACGCUUUAUCUGACUCCAUUUCAUUUGAUGUUGCUGUUCCCUCUCAAGCACCCCUUCAAUUCAUUCUCCUAUGUCCAUCUGUCCGUCCAUCCAUCCAAAAUGUAUCUAUCAGCAAAGCCCCUAAUCCCCCCUACUUCCCAUAGUACCAAUAAUUAGU
Messenger RNA from Aspergillus homomorphus CBS 101889, 1140 nucleotides. RefSeq lists its product as uncharacterized. The record is from RefSeq and is a predicted model, not a curated record. Lineage: Eukaryota; Fungi; Ascomycota; Eurotiomycetes; Eurotiales; Aspergillaceae. The coding region runs from base 248 to 835 and encodes 195 amino acids. The transcript is spliced from 3 exons.